GACGUCACCGGCUGGACUCUCGGCUGCGCGAGGACGGGACGGGGUGGGGGGCGCGCGCACACACCGCGGCCAGCGGCGACUUUUUCCUCUUUAUUUUUCCUUUUCUUCUCCCUAAAAACACCCUCAUCCUCCCCGAAACACGCCGAGCGAGCCUUCCGCCGGCCGGGGAGCUGCGUCACCGACGGGAUUGCGGGAGAUCGGGCGCGCGCGGCCUCCGCUGGAAAGUUUCUCACCGGCGGCGCUCGUGACAGCAGCUAAAGGACACCGGCGGGAAUCUCGCGCGGCUCCGGGAUUUCACGAGAGGGGGUUUCGGCAGCUCCCCGCGGGGAUAACGGACAAAAAGCGUCAAAUACUGUCAAAGUUUGCGGGGAAAUAUAAAUAGAGUUAAAGUCAGAGACGGAGAGGCGCAGCGCCCCCGCCCGUGUCCGCCGGUAAACUCACGGUAAACUCUCUCAUCCGACACUUACACCGGCGGAUCAUCGGUGUGCGGUAAAGGAUGGCCGCCUCAGUGAAGGUAGCGGUGAGAGUUCGGCCCUUCAACUCCCGCGAAACCAGCCGAGAUGCUAAAUGUGUCAUACAGAUGCAGGGAAACACCACCUGCAUCUGGAACCCCAAACAGUCCAAAGAAACAGCGAAGAACUUCAGCUUUGACUAUUCAUACUGGUCUCACAGCACGGAGGACGACCCAGCAUUCGCGUCCCAGCGGCAGGUGUAUCUGGACAUCGGGGAGGAGAUGCUGCUUCACGCUUUUGAGGGCUACAACGUCUGUAUAUUCGCCUACGGUCAGACCGGAGCUGGAAAAUCCUACACCAUGAUGGGAAAACAAGAGCCUGGACAACAAGGCAUCAUUCCACAGAUGUGUGAAGAUCUGUUCCAGCGCACCAGUGUGAACAACGAUCCUGAUCUGUCCUACUCUGUAGAGGUGUCCUACAUGGAGAUCUACUGUGAGCGAGUGCGAGAUCUGCUGAACCCCAAGAGUAAAGGUGCGCUUCGUGUCCGAGAGCAUCCCAUCAUGGGGCCGUACGUCGAGGACCUGUCCAAACUCGCCGUGACGUCCUACGUUGACAUUAAAGACCUCAUGGACGCGGGGAACAAGGCUCGGACGGUGGCGGCGACAAACAUGAACGAGACGAGCAGCCGAUCGCACGCCGUCUUCACUAUCGUCUUCACUCAGCGCCGCCGAGACCAGCUGACCGGCCUCGACACAGAGAAGGUCAGUAAGGUGAGUCUGGUGGAUUUGGCGGGCAGCGAGCGAGCGGAUUCAUCUGGAGCCAAAGGCGUGAGAUUAAAGGAAGGUGCUAAUAUCAAUAAAUCUCUCACCACACUGGGGAAAGUCAUCUCCGCUCUGGCUGAAAUGCAAAACAGCAAAAGAAGGAAAAGUGAGUUCAUCCCGUACAGAGACUCAGUGCUCACCUGGAUACUGAAGGAGAACCUGGGUGGUAACUCUCGUACAGCUAUGAUCGCUGCUCUCAGUCCUGCAGAUAUUAAUUAUGAGGAAACACUCAGCACUCUCAGAUAUGCUGACCGUGCGAAACAGAUCCGCUGUAAUGCUGUAAUUAAUGAGGAUCCAAAUGCUCGUCUGAUCAGAGAGCUGAAGGAGGAAGUGAACCGACUCAGAGAUCUGCUGCUGUCACAAGGACUGAGCCGACUGAUCACUGCUCCAGCUGCUGAAGUCAAUAACAACCGUGUGGGCGUCACUCUAAUGCCUGCUGACUCCGCCUCCAACGGUGCUCCGCCCACAUCUGCACCUGUCCCAGGAGAAGGCCCCGCCGUUGAGAGCGACCCCGCCUCUCUGGGUGACCACGGCCAAUUAGAAGAGUUUCAGGGCGAGAUGAUUACCAACGAAGAAGCAGUAGAGAGACUGAAGGAAACAGAGAAGAUCAUUGCUGAGCUGAAUGAGACAUGGGAGGAGAAGCUGAGGAAGACGGAGUCUAUACGACUGGAGAGGGAGUCGAUUCUGGCGGAGAUGGGAGUGUCCAUUAAAGAGGAUGGAGGAACUGUCGGAGUGUUUUCACCUAAAGGGACUCCUCACCUGGUGAAUCUGAACGAGGAUCCGCUGAUGUCUGAGUGUCUGCUGUACUACAUCAAAGAGGGUGUGACCAGGGUUGGUCAGAAGGACGUGGACAUCAAGCUCAGCGGUCAGUUUAUUAAAGAGCAGCACUGUGUGUUUUACAGCUACAUGAACCGGAAUGGAGGAGUGGAUGUGACUCUGGAGCCGCUGGAGGGAGCGGAGACGUACGUGAACGGGAAGCAGAUCACCGAGUGCGUGCUGCUCAAACAGGGCAACCGCAUCGUGAUGGGCAAGAACCACGUGUUCAGGUUCAACCACCCGGAGCAGGCGCGUCUGGAGCGCGAGCGCAGCAGCUGUCUGGAGCAGCAGGGGGAGCCGGUCGACUGGAACUACGCUCAGAGAGAACUGCUGGAGAAACAGGGCAUCGACAUCAAACUGGAGAUGGAGAGGAGGUUACAGGAUGUGGAGAUUCAGUAUCGGAGAGAGAAAGAGGAAGCAGAUCUACUGCUGGAGCAACAGAGACUGUACGCAGAUUCAGACAGUGGAGAUGAUUCUGACAAACGCUCCUGUGAAGAGAGCUGGAGACUCAUUUCAUCCCUGAGAGAGAAACUACCAGCUAACAAGGUUCAGUCCAUAGUGAAGCGUUGCGGUUUACCCAGCAGCGGCAAACGUCGCGAGCCGCUCCGCGUCUAUCAGAUCCCGCAGCGGCGACGCAUCAGCAAAGACCCCGAGCAGGUGACCAUGAGCGACCUGAAGCUGCAGGCGGUGAAGGAGAUCUGCUACGAGGUGGCGCUCGGAGACUUCAGGCACUCGCGGCGGGAGAUGGAGGCGCUGGCCAUCGUCAAGAUGAAGGAGCUGUGCCGCAUGUACGGCAAACGGGACGCCGCCGAGAAGGACACGUGGAGGGAGGUGGCGCAGGACGUGUGGGACACGGUGGGGAUUGAAGACGAGCGCACGCAGGAGACGGCGGACGGCGCCGCGGACGGAGAGAGCGGCAGAUCCGGCGUGUACAACCUGAAGGCGCACAUCGACAAACUGACGGACAUCCUACAAGAGGUCAAAGAGCAGAACAACAUGAAGGACGAGGAGAUCAAAGCCCUCAGAGACCGAAUGAUGAAGAUGGAGAGCAUCAUACCGGCAGUGCAGCAGGAUGGUGAUGAUGAUGAUGAUGAUGAUGAUGAAUCAGAGGAUCCGCCUUCAAACGGCGAUCAGGGGCGUGGCGACGAGCAGGAUGGGCGUGGCUCUCUGGAGAACCUCCCCAAAGAGGAGCGCGUGUCACGGCUGAUGGAAGAAGACCCCGCCUUCCGCAGAGGCCGCCUGCGCUGGCUCAAACAGGAGCAGAUGCGUCUGCACAACCUGCAGCAGCAGCAGAUCACCAAGCGGCUGCGCAGAGGAGGCGGGGCCGGGGCUGGAGCUGGGGGCGGGACCGGGGAGGGCGUGGUCCACCUUCCCGGAACGGGGCGCUUCAUUCCCCCGCAGGACUGCAAGCUGAAAUUCCCCUUCAAGAGCAACCCGCAGCACCGGCUCUCCUGGGGCCCGAACGCGUCCGUCACGCUGGACGACCUCAAGGACGAGCGCAACGAGGGACGAGGCCCCGUCCUCGGCGUGCCGUUACUUCCUCUACCGUUCCAGGUGCCGGUCGUCAUGCGCGCGCCCUCCCCCAGUCGCCUCUGGCAACCUCGCCAAUACAGCAACGGUAACUAUGGCAACGGCAAUCACUUUCCUCAGCAGCAGCAGCCACACUGGCGUUACAGGCGCAACUCGCUGGACGGCUCCACCGUGCCCGGCAACCAGGGUUACUAUAGCAACGGGCACCACAACAAUAACGGCUCGCAGCAUACGGGCCGCGGCCGCUACCGGCGACAGUCGCCGGGGCCUUGCCCGCGUGGGGAGGGGGCGUACGCGCAAGCUUACGUCAAUCAUCAGCGACCCGCCUUCCAGAACUACCAGACUCUACCGCACGCGUUUGCGGAUCAACAGCACGGCAGAAACCAAAAACCGCAGGGCUACGUCACUCCGCCGCGCAUGAGACGGCAGUACAGCGCCCCCGACCUGAAGAGUAAAGAAACGCCCGUCUGAUGCGUGUCCUUCGCUGAUGAUGUCCUGAGUACAAGCCGUGUUUUGAUGGGUUAGUUAACAGUCUCAGUGUAGAAUUUAUUCUGGCCAACAACUGCCCGCUUAAGACAGGAAGAGAGUGUUUGUGUGACAAUUAAGACCCGUUCACAGCAAUGAAGACUUUUAAUAAUCGUCCUAAAGGUGAAAUCAAGUCAUUUGAGUACGAAUCUACAUUAUUGGGAAUGUCACGUAAGAGCGAAAGAUUUCCCAGACGCCGAUUUCAUCACUGUUUUCUGUGUUGACCAUUAGAAACGGUUCGGUUUGAAAGUAAUUUCUUGGUUUGUGAGAGACAAUGGACCUUUUUUUGCCUGGGAAUUUUCUGCAAAAUUUCGCAAAUGGGUCGUUACACGAAAUCGGUGCCUUUUGCCUCCCUAAGAAAUAAUCAGACAUAGAUUUAAUAUAACAAGUAAGUGUGCAAUUUAAAAACAUAACAAUGCUAUGUUAGCUUUCAUCAAAAUGACAUAAAGUCAACUGAAUAUUAUUAAAUAGCUUAAGUAGCAUUUAUGCUGGUAAAGGUGAGGUUUUUGGCCUGUCCCUCACUACGAUUUUUCUUUUUCAGUAGGACUUUUAUUUGGCAAAAUGAUAUAAAAUCACAUUUGCAUAUUGUUCUAAAUAUAGUCUCAUUGUUAAGCAAUGUUUUUGCCAUAAGUAUGAUUUUUUUAAAUCAUUUCAUUGGUGUCCCCUGAUUUCAUGUCAGCCCUGUUACCCUCAUCAAAAACCUUUGUAAAAUAAUGUACAUUCAAGUGACGUCACUUCUAGGUGUUCACAUCAUCUCUCAAACAGGAUUACAACACUUACAACACAAGCAUGUUUCUCUCACACUCUAUAAUGUUCUAUUUUUUUCCAUUUUUAUUUAUCAUGCAGUGUCAAUCCUGUUACCAUUUUUAAAAUGUAAACUUAAAACAAUUAUUUCUUACAUUUAAUAUAAUCAGUAACUACAAGUAAAAUCCUUUCAGUGUACACUAUGUGCUUUGACUAUUAGCUAGCAAUUAGCAAAACUGUUCGAAACCAUCAAAGCUGUUACCGUCGGUUUUGACGUGGAAAACAGGGAUAACACUGAUUGGGUUUGGCUCUGUUUUUAAAGAUUGUCUGUGUUAAAAAAGCUCCCCCUCUGUGUAUUGUUGAGCUAAUGCCUACAUCAUUCAAUGGCAUGUGAGUUCUAAUCAAACUAUAGUAUCUAGUAACGCUUGUGUUGGUAACAGGGUUGACAAAAAUACCAAAAAAUAGUCAUUAGAUAAUAAAUUACAUAGCCUGAGAUAGCACAAUAAAAUUUCUUGUCAUUUUAAGGUAAACCGAUUUUAUUUUUCGAUUUUUCCAAGUGGAAAAGGCACCGAUUUCGUGAAAUGAGCAGCGUAUUGUUACACUUUUGAAAUGGACAACACACUAUUUGUCAGCGUAACCAAGUCAAAGCACACUACCCACAUUACAACUACGAAUCACUUUCGUAACAGUUUUAUCCAUUGAUGGCCAACAAAAUCCUUGACAGCCGAUCAGAAUCAUGUGUAAUUAGUGUUACAGUUAUCAUUGUUGGUGUGAACGGGCCUUCUGUCACACUGACUUCUGCUCAUCCAAUCAGAUUAGAGCUUGUCGUUUUGGACAGCUCUGUUUUUUUUAAGUGCAAUAUGCAUGUGUGGGCAGUCCGAGACUAGUUAACCCAAACCGACCCGAACUCUGUUAAUGCACAGUCGCCACGUCAGCGCUCCGUCUGUGUGUGUGUUCAGGAUCACGUACCUCUCAGCAGUGACUCAAUGGCCCACGACUAGUUGUGUCUUAGUUUGGGUGUUUCUGUAUGUUUAGCCUCAAUGUGCCUUAAUGAGACGCCAAUAACCUCAGAGAUCACUGAAGGAGACGAGAGUGUGUGUGAUGCUGAUGAUGUACUGUGUGAGAUCUGAGAUGCAGAAGGAUGUUUUGAUGAUUCGUGGAUAUGGUUCUUUUGAACCGGUUCUUGCUAACGAUUCAUUCACCUCAAACGACGCAAGUUCCGGAUUCGUGUUCAAAUGCUGUUCGUCACCAGCUAGAAUCGUAUGACUCACCCUUCAGUUUUUAAAUUUCAGUCUUUCAACUUUUUUUUGUAUUAAAUUUACGCCAACCUCAUCGCUGCAGUAAUGAUGUUUAGUGGAAUAAAAUGAGCCGGAUGAUCAGUGUUAAACUUGUCAGUUCGCUUUGUUUACAGCCCAAAUAAUGAUCAUGGUGUGGGAGCAUCACUGAAUCACUCUAAUCGAACUGGUUCAAUUAAUGAUUCACUGAAUAGAUUCAGACUAGAGGAGAGAAAGGAGAUGAGCCGCAUGGAGGGCUGGAAUGAGUUUACACUGAUGAUUGACAGCUGUCAAUCACUGAUGAUGAUGAUGGUGAAAGUGAUGUGGAGUUCAGAGGUCAAUGAAAUGGACACGUCGAGUGAAGAUGCAAGUCGUGUGAGUUUUAGAGUUGAUGUUUUUCCGGAUUUCUGUGGGUUUUUUAAAAAUGUGCUGAUGACCCAAUCAGAUGGGAGAAAUGUUUUGACUAUUUAUUUGGAAUAUGAUUCCUGUUUCUGGCGCCACAGACGGUAAUUUGAUUCAGUUUGAUGUGAUUUUGAUUGGCAGAUUUAAAUCAGCCCUGCUUGCGUGAGUCUGCAGUGGUGCAUCACGCUGGACGCUGAGAUCGAAUGUUCGGACAGAUGCGGGAGGCUGUUCUUGCGCUCGGUGUCGUCAUGGUAACUGCGUGGCGGGUGGGCGGGGCUGUUACCGCUAGACACGACAGGAGCUUUUUCGGACCGUGACCUUUGACCCUUCCGGACAAUCCGCUGACUCCUAUAUACACCCGUAGACCGUUUCCUGCCGUAAUAUGACAUUUGUUUGUUUAGUCUUGCCUUUUUCAGUUUGAUUAUGAUUUAUUUGAUUCAUGUGUGUUUGUGCGGUCACGUAUGUGUGUGAGGAAUACGCCGAGUUCAUUUGCACAGACGCACACACGCGUUGUGUGUGUGUUUUGUUUGAGGUUGGCGUUGCCGUCGCGUUUCUGACAUGAUGAACCUCACGUGUCUCGUCGGACACAAGCUGCCGCUUCUGUUUCUGCUCUUCUGUUGCUCUUUUGUUCUGGGUUUUGAGUUAUUUUUGAGUGUCUAAAAACUGCAAAAUGUCAAUAAAGGACAAUGUGUAUAAAAACAA
This is a messenger RNA of Labeo rohita (rohu), 7266 nucleotides long. Its product is annotated as kinesin-like protein KIF1C. The coding region runs from base 497 to 4090 and encodes 1197 amino acids. The record is from RefSeq and is a predicted model, not a curated record. Gene Ontology annotation, molecular function: microtubule binding; microtubule motor activity; ATP binding. The transcript is spliced from 23 exons. Gene Ontology annotation, biological process: microtubule-based movement. NCBI's taxonomy places the organism in Eukaryota, Metazoa, Chordata, Actinopteri, Cypriniformes, Cyprinidae.